AUGAAUGCGAGUGGCUACUUCCGUCAAAACUACAGCACCGGCGGCCUUCGCCACUUGCAUGAGCAAUCCGGCGGAGAUGAUUCAGGCGUUACCGGAAGUUUGCUGGGAGGCGUUGCUGCCGGUGCUGUCCCACUCUCCACAGACAUGCCCGCUGGGCAGUCGCUGGAUGAAAUCGUCAGUCAGAAUGCGAAGGAGAUGCGCAGGAAGAGCGUGCCCAUGCACUACGGCGCCACCCGCGGUGGGUUAGAUGCAGACAUACGACGCGUUUCGAUGAUGGAGUUCAGUGGGCAGUUGAAUGGUGGCUCCUUGGACCACUUCCAGUUUGAUCCGGCUUCGGUACCGAACAUAGACUCCAUCACUACUUCUGGAGAGCCGGUCACGACGGGCCCCGAUUCCGGGACUGGGGUUGAGCCAUCCGAUGCAACGAAUAUGUCAGUUAACACUCAAUUCCGUGGCCUCGAGUCAGACUUUGCACCCCUGGUGACGACUGGUUCGGCCUACGAAUCCUCAGUCGAUCCCGAUGGAAACCUCGAUGUCGAUAUGAACAGCCCUUUCGAUCCUUCGAUGAGCAUGGAUUUCGGAGACCCGUCCCUUAUGUCCAUGGUCGGUACAGAUGUGAACAUGUUUGGCAGCAACCAGUUUGAAUCUUCCAUGAUGGGUUCGCAGAUGGAACAAAGCUUCGGUGGGGGCUUCCAGACAACUUCCCAGAAUCCAUUGUUGCUGCCAGGGCAAGAGGCUCCGAUGUCUCAAUCUCAGGAGGCGCAUGGCUCAAGUCUGGCCCCACCACAACAUAUAGUUAACUCACAGAUGCUCACUAUAAAUGAGCAGCGGGAGACGGGACAGACGUCUCUUCCAAACUCUACAGCUACUGUUCAUCCCACAGAGAGCCCUGAGCGUGCCUCCACCGACACCACCAAUGCUGCGGAGUCGAACCGCUUCCUUUGGCCAGUGCCACCAGGAGGAUUCCCCUCUACGAUGCACGGAAGACCGCAUAUGGAAUCGCAGUUCAAAAACAUAUAUUCCCCGUCUGGUUUUGACAUGGUCGGCGUCCUGACGCGAGUCGCCACUCGCCUGAAUCCGGAGAUCAAUAUUGGCUCCGUAGACUUAUCCUGUGCAUUUGUAGUCUGCGAUGCCACCGCGGACGAUCAUCCCAUCGUUUAUUGCUCCGAAAACUUCGAACGGUUGACCGGAUACACGAAGCACAUGAUCCUCGGGAGGAAUUGUCGGUUUCUGCAGUCCCCCGAGGGGAGAGUUGAGGCCGGAGUCAAGCGGAAAUAUGUAGACGACGACGCAGUGUUGUAUCUAAAGAACAUGCUCAGCAUGCGGCGCGAGGCGCAAAUCAGUCUCAUCAACUAUCGCCGAGGCGGUCAACCAUUCAUGAACCUUCUUACCAUGAUCCCUAUUAGCUGGGAGACUCCAGAAAUUAAGUUUUUCGUAGGAUUCCAAGUGGAUCUCGUCGAAACCCCCAAUUCCCUCACUAGCAAAAAUCCAGAUGGGUCGUAUACGAUCAACUAUCAGCGAGGGGUAACUCUUCCUCGCUAUACUUUGCAAUCACCCGCGCAACCUCAGCCGCCGGAAUUAGGCCAGACCGUUACUCGAGAUGAUGUUUCAACGGUGCUCACUACAAUCGGGACCGGGGAAUCGGAGCUCUCGAGGAGGAUUUGGGAUAAAGUUCUGUUGGAGAAUACGGACGACGUUGUCCACGUGCUGUCUCUUAAGGGCUUGUUUCUCUAUCUCUCCCCUGCUUGCCAACGGGUCCUCGAAUAUGAACCAAGGGAACUCGUUGGUACUGCUUUGUCCUCCGUUUGUCACCCAAGCGACAUUGUCCCGGUAACGCGGGAUCUUAAAGACACGGCUGGCGGGGCCGCAGUUAAUGUCGUCUUCCGCAUUCGCCGGAAACAUAAGGGGUAUAUGUGGUUCGAGUCGCAUGGGGCGCUCCAUACGGAGCAAGGCAAAGGCCGCAAGUGCAUUAUUUUAGUAGGGCGAGAACGGCAGGUGUAUACCGUCAGCAAGAAUGAAAUCUUGGCCUCGGGCGGGAUCGGUGAUAACGAGUUGUGGAGCAAGAUGUCGACUGCAGGAAUGUUCCUCUUCGUUUCCUCGAAUGUUCGUCAGUUACUGGAUCGACAACCGGACGAUUUGAUCGGAUCGAGUAUCCAAGCGUUAAUGAGACCAGAUUCCAAGGCUGAGUUUGGCCGAAUCCUCGAGAACGCCAGAACUGGAAAACGAGGAUCCGUAAAGCAUGAGAUGAUGAACAAGAGGGGGCAAGUUCUACAAGCCUACACGACAAUCUAUCCAGGUGACGCCAUGGAAGGACAGAAAUCUACGUUCAUCAUUGCCCAAACACGGUUCAUCAAGUUCAGUCGUGGAAACCAAAGUCUGCAAGCGGGCCUGACGAAAGACUCCUCCGUCUCUAAUCCGAGUACUGUGCACUCCAACGUCUCCGAUUCUACUACCGUCAAAGGGACCCAAACUUCACUAUCUUCGAUACCUGGUGGAGCAUUCGCCACGAGCUCGGAUGCGCUCAUUACGUUUGCAGGACAACAUGCAUUGGCAAUCGGACGGCAAGACGCCAAACUGGCGUCAGCGGAGAAUUUGUUCGACGAACUCAAAACGACACGCUCAUCGAGCUGGCAAUACGAAUUACGACAAAUGGAAAAGCAGAAUCGAGUUCUCGCGGAGGAAGUGCAAGGGUUGCAGGCGGCCAAGAAGAAGCGGAAAAGAAGAAAAGGUGCCGGCGAAAUGCAGAAGGAUUGUGCAAACUGUCAUACGAAGGUGACGCCGGAGUGGAGACGAGGCCCGAGUGGCAAUCGUGAUCUUUGCAACAGCUGCGGAUUGCGAUGGGCGAAGCAGGUUCGUCCAUCCUACCAUCCACUCUCGAAUCAUGGCGACAUGUAA
Eremomyces bilateralis CBS 781.70 is the source of this 2895-nucleotide messenger RNA. RefSeq lists its product as uncharacterized. The transcript has 2 exons. Gene Ontology annotation, molecular function: zinc ion binding; sequence-specific DNA binding; protein binding. Gene Ontology annotation, cellular component: nucleus. The record is from RefSeq and is a predicted model, not a curated record. Bases 1 to 2895 code for a protein of 964 amino acids. NCBI's taxonomy places the organism in Eukaryota, Fungi, Ascomycota, Dothideomycetes, Eremomycetales, Eremomycetaceae. Gene Ontology annotation, biological process: regulation of DNA-templated transcription.